AUGAUUAGAGAGCUCUUUGACCCUGCUGAUGUCCCAGCCAUUCUUUCCAUUCCCCUCCCUAUGAGGCACAAAGAAGAUAAAUCCAUUUGGGUCCCAAAUGCCAAGGGAGUGUUCACUGUGAAAUCUGCCUAUCAUUCUAUCACUAACAAAUACCUCCCCAACCCCCCAUCUGCCCCAUGGAAAAAGAUUUGGAAUCUUAAUGCUCCUGAACAUUUGAAAAUGUUCCUUUGGAGAAUUGGGGUAAAUGUCCUCCCCACUAGAGAAAAUCUGCUGAAGAGAUUUGAUGUAGUAGAUUCCUCAUGUGUUCAUUGCGGUGCAGAUCCUGAAUCAGCCAUUCAUGUUUUCUUCACUUGUACUGUAGCAAGAGCUUUAUGGCAUUCGGCUUGUUGGGGCUUUAGAGCAUAUGAAGCCCAUAUCCAAUCUUCUGAAGACAUCAUCAAGUUAGUUCUUGAACCUCUAACAUCCAUUUGCCCAAACAGUGAAUCAUGGAGAGUCUCCCUCAACAUGGCUCUCACGCUAGAUGGAAUAUGGAAUCUGCAUAACCAAGUUCUUUUUCAUGAAGAUAAAGCUGAUAUACAAGCAGCUACACAACAAAUUCAGUUUAGACUUGUGGAGUUUUCAAGGAUAGCAGCCCCCAAUACCUACACCACACCUCCGCCCUCCCUAUUGAGUUGGACCCCCCCACCAUUCAACUGCAUUGAGAUCAAGUUGACGCUGCACAUUCUGAUCUCAAAGCUUCCAUAG
Quercus lobata is the source of this 744-nucleotide messenger RNA. RefSeq lists its product as uncharacterized. The transcript has a single exon. Lineage: Eukaryota; Viridiplantae; Streptophyta; Magnoliopsida; Fagales; Fagaceae. The record is from RefSeq and is a predicted model, not a curated record. Bases 1 to 744 code for a protein of 247 amino acids.